GGCGUGACGGAGGACGAUGACGUGCGCUUCAUGCUGCUGGGCUCCAGCCUGUGGAAGAUCCGCUCCCCCGGCUGGCAGAAGAGGGGGAGCUGAGGCUGCAGGAGGACGGCAUGACGGUGUGGUGUGAGACCCACAAGAGAGCCAAGAGGGCCCCCUCGCAGCAGACCUUCUCAGUGAUGGAUGUGCAGUGUGUGCUGGAGGGCUGUCAGUCGGAGGUGCUGCGGGGGCUGUGUGGCUCGAUCCCCGAGGCUCACUGCUUUACCGUGGUGUUCAGGGGGCCGCGCAGAGGCCUGGACCUGGCCUGCAGCUCGGAGGCGGAGGCACGCCACUGGAUCAGGGGGCUGCGGAGGCUGCAGGAGAGGGGCCAGACCAUGAGCCAGAGAGACAAACUGGAGCACUGGAUCUACGGGUACCUGCGCAGAGCCGACGCUGACAAGGACAACACGAUGAGCUUCAAGGAGGUGAAGAGCCUGCUGAGGAUGAUCAACAUAGAGGUGACUGAGCUGUAUGCACGACAGCUAUUCAAGCAGUGUGACCGCUCUGGGAAUGACCGCCUGGAGAACAGCGAGAUCGAGGAGUUCUGCCGGCGUCUCACGAGGAGGCCGGAGCUGGAGGCUCUGUUCUGCCGCUGCUCCGGGGAGGACUGCGUGCUCUCGGACGAGGAGCUGCUCGAGUUCCUGAGGGAGCAGGGAGAGGAGGCAACGCUGAGCCAGGCGAGAGAGAUCAUCCAGGAAUACGAGCUGAACGACACAGCGAAGCAGCAGCGGUUGAUGAUGCUCGAUGGCUUCCUGAUGUACCUGCUCUCGAAGGAGGGGGACGUCUUUAACCCUGCGCACGCCACAGUGUACCAGGACAUGAGCCAGCCCCUGAGCCACUACUUCAUCUCCUCCUCUCACAACACGUACCUGCUGCAGGACCAGCUCGGGGGCCCCAGCAGCACCGAGGCCUACCUCAGGGCUCUGAGUCGGGGCUGUCGCUGCGUGGAGCUCGAUUGCUGGGAGGGUCCGAACGGAGAGCCCAUCGUGUACCACGGACACACCCUGACCUCCAGGAUCCUGUUCCGUGAGGUCAUCGAGGUCGUGCGAGACUACGCCUUCAAGGCCUCCCCGUACCCCCUCAUCCUGUCUCUGGAGAAUCACUGCGGGCCGGAGCAGCAGGUGGUGAUGGCCCGACACCUGCGCUCCAUCCUGGGGGAGACCCUGCUGACCAAGAGCCCAGGGAGCAAAGGAACCAGGAGCCUGCCCUCCCCUGAGGAGCUGAAGGGGCGGAUCCUAAUCAAGGGGAAGAAACUGAGUGGGUCUGACAGCUCGUCCAGCUCAUCCGAUUCCUCAUCCUGCUCAGAGGAGGAGGAGGGGUCAGGAGAGGGGGGCGGGACCAGGACCAAAAACAAGAACAAAAAGAAGGAUUCUGUGAAGUGCUGCUCGUCGAGCCUCGCUCCGGAACUCUCUGAUCUCGUUGUGUUGUGCCGCAGUGUGCGUUUCCAUGGCUUCGACCACGCCUCCCAGCAGCCGGCCAAUGAGAUGUCAUCAUUCUCUGAGGGCAAAGCACGCCGUCUCAUCCGAGACUCAGGAAGCUCGUUUGUUCGUCACAACGCUCGGCAGCUGAGCCGGAUCUACCCCUCGGGUCUGCGCGCUCACUCCUCCAACUACAGCCCCCAGGAGAUGUGGAACGCAGGCUGCCAGAUCGUGGCGCUCAAUUUCCAGACCCCCGGGGAGGCGAUGGCUCUGAAUCAGGGGCGCUUCCUCCAGAACGGACUCUGCGGAUACACCCUGAAACCAGCCUUCCUGCGCAGCGCAGACUCCACCUUCGACCCCGAGCAUCCCGCCCGCGGACAGGGCUACCAAGCCAAGACCCUGACCGUCACGGUAAUCUCAGCCCAGCAGCUGCCCAAGCUGAAUCCGGAGCGGCCGAACUCCAUCGUGGACCCGCUGGUGAGGGUGGAGCUGCACGGGGUGCCCGCCGACAACGCCCGUGCUGAGACCCCCCACAUCAACAACAAUGGGUUCAACCCACGGUGGAACCACACCCUGGUGUUCGACGUGGGGGUCCCGGAGCUGGCGCUGGUCCGGUUCGUAGUGGAGGACCACGACACCACCUCCAGCAACGACUUCGUGGGACAGUUCACCCUGCCCUUCACCAGCCUGCGCCAAGGGUACCGGCACAUUCACCUGCUCUCUGCGGACGGUGCCCCCAUCUCCCCCGCGUCUCUCUUCGUUCACAUCAAGGUGUCAGAGCUGUCCAGGAGCCAGUCUGUGUGAGCCCCCCAGUGCGGGGGUCCCUCAGGAGCAGAGGGGCUCUCGCUGUGCCUCAGGGUUGUGCAGUGCUGGCAGAGAGCAGCCGACUCAGUGCCCCGAACACUGGCACUCUGUAGCACUGCGUCACAGCACCGACUCACAGAGGAUGUCCUACAUGUUUGUAAAUUAUUCAUUAAUCAUUUUUUUUAGAAUACGUUUUAAUGUAGUUUUGUUUAUUUCAGGCAGCCCUGUUUGUUUUUCCAAUAGGAAGCGUCCCUCUUUAGAGUUCGCGAUGGUUUAGCAUUCCCAAACUCGCUACUGUGUGACAUUCCAGGGCAUCGAGAGCUUCUGUAAUCAUUGCAUUAUUUUAUAUAUAUAUAUAUAUAUGUAUUAUUAUAGAGUAUUUAGUUUCGACCUGAGGUUCCGCAGACACUGUAGUUUUGUAUGGAAAUAUUUUAACAUUUAUUUUUAAAUAUCCGUAAUUCAGUUUGCUUUUAUUAAAGAACUCAAAGGGUGAGUCCCGUUGGAAUCGGAAGGAUAUUUGGCCGAGCUCACUGCUAAUAAUAGAGCGUUUCUGGUUUCCUUUAGUAAGAAAUCUGUUUCCUGAAGCAAUAAUAUGUAAUGAUAUAGGAUUCCUGUAGGGCUGAGUUUCUUUCUGUUUGUAAUGUUAAAACAAACGUUUUAGUGGCUCCUUCACAAAUCAGGGAUAGAUCAAAGGUUUUCCUGAAGCCUCAAAUCAGAGCUGUAAAACCGACAGGUGUUUCAGUCUCAGCUCUGCUGUGCCUGCAGGGGCGUGUUGCACCAGGCAGUUUGUGAUUUGGGGGUGUUUUUUUUUUUUCUUCAAUGAAUAACAUUAAUUUAGUAAUAAACAUUAAUAAAUUAAUUUCAGCUCCCUAACCACCGGGAGACGACAUCCCUUAAACAGAGCUGCUGCGUGCUAUUACAUCACCUCUUAGGAGGCUGCGUGGUCCAGUGGUUAAAGAAAAGGGCUUGUAACCAGGAGGUCCCCGGUUCAAAUCCCACCUCAGCCACUGACUCACUGUGUGACCCUGAGCAAGUCACCUAACCUCCUUGUGCUCAGCCAUUCGGGUGAGAUGUAAUUGUAAGUGACUCUGCCGCUGAUGCAUAGUUCACACACCCUAGUCUCUGUAAGUCGCCUUGGAUAAAGGCGUCUGCUAAAUAAACUAAUAAUAAUACUGGAUAACUCCAGAGCCCUCCUGUGCAGGGCUAGAAAUCACCCAGGCUGAUUAUUUAUUUUAUAUAUAUAGAGAUUCAAUUAUCAUUCAUUGGGUUAUAUAGUAACCUAAUUUCAGUAAUCAUUACAUAUUUUAUUAGUGCCCUCGCGACAGUAAAACAAGUUUUUAUCAUGUGACCAGGGGUCAGAGCUGCAGCACUGCUGCAUCCUUUUGUGUUUGGACAGGGAUUUGAAACUGAAUAAAAACCUCUCUCUCUCCUCUCAAUGUUUUGACAUGAAAACUUCCCAUUUCACAACCAGCAUGCGGUUAAAUCCUUCACACUGCUGCCACUGGACUCUUGACCGGAGGGUCGUGGGUUCAAUCCCAGGUGGGGGACACUGCUGCUGUACCCUUGAGCAAGGUACUUUACCUAGAUUGCACCAGUAAAAACCCAACUGUAUAAAUGGGUAAUUGUAUGUAAAAAAUAAUGUGUAAAAAUGAUGUAAUUGUAUGUAAAAAUAAUGUGAUAUCUUGUAACAAUUGUAAGUCGUCCUGGAUAAGGGCGUCUGCUAAGAAAUAAAUAAUAAUAAAACUAGAUGGUAACUUUA
Molecule: messenger RNA, 4017 nt
Organism: Acipenser ruthenus (sterlet)
Lineage: Eukaryota; Metazoa; Chordata; Actinopteri; Acipenseriformes; Acipenseridae
Product: 1-phosphatidylinositol 4,5-bisphosphate phosphodiesterase delta-3-A-like
Biological process (GO): intracellular signal transduction; lipid metabolic process
Molecular function (GO): phosphatidylinositol-4,5-bisphosphate phospholipase C activity; calcium ion binding
Source: RefSeq, a predicted model, not a curated record